ACCCAAUUUCAAAAUGGAUUGCCAGUACAGAACAGAGGCUCAAGACUUAGUAGAGAUGAAAGAGACUGAAGAUUUCUACACCAAAGUCAUGGGCUCAGUCAUGAAGAAGUUGAGGUAAAGAAGGAAAGAUCCAGAGGUACCCUUUGGAUAUGCUAGAGGGCAAUUGGAAGGCAAUCUUGUUUAACCCCAAUUAUUAUACAGAAGCUCAGUGUGAAGAACAACCUUUGGAUAGAACAAAGGUCCCUAAGUCAUCAGAAUUUGCUGGGGAAGGGAGGAGUCAGCAGGAGAUUCAUGUGUUAGGACAAGAGAAUUGUCUCAGAGAGUUUAGAAAUGAUGGUGGGAACUAUCGUUUUACUGAUGAUUCAGAAUGUAGUGAGUCCAGUCAAGAAGACCCUGACUUGAAGUUGUUUGUAAAUAAGUCUGGAGAGUUAUGGAAUAGUAGCAAGCCCUCAGAUAUGCCUUCAAAAGAUCCUCCUUUUAUAUCCUUCAAACCCUGUUUUAGAUCUUGUCCUGUCCAAGAAUUUGAAGAGUCUGAAGAAACCCAUGUGAAAAAUAAAAGUUCAGUGUUAGAAAAAUUUGAACAAAAGAUGAGAGAAGAAGUUAAAGAAGGGCCACCAGUCGAAGAAAAGGUGGAGCUUUUGGACAACGAAGAAGGACUAGAGAGUGUGAGCAUUGAACAGCCAAAAUAUAUUCCUAAAAACUCAUUGAUCUGCAAUCAUACAACCAUAUCAAAAAAUAAAUCAGGAAUUCGUUAUGGAGAGCUUCAAGAUUGCAUGCUUACACUAAAUGGCUAUGAGUAUAUCUUCAACAAGAUUAACUUCAGGAUCAGAGACCCGAAAGAAACUUAAGAUAAGCCAAAUUAAGCAUUUCAACAAUUUUUAGUCUAAAGG
This is a messenger RNA of Moneuplotes crassus, 890 nucleotides long. Lineage: Eukaryota; Ciliophora; Spirotrichea; Euplotida; Euplotidae. The record is from the annotation of a GenBank genome assembly.